AUCAAACUUCACCCGCGCCGCGCCGUGUCGAGGUGAUAAUAGCUGUAGCAGUGGUUACGAUUUCCUAGCUGAUAACGAGUUGAUUUUGAUAAGCUCAUUUAACUUGAUAACGUCACUUGCUAAACGCGGUACGGCGCGUGUGCGUAGACCAGUGUGCAGUCUGCCAGUCUCGCUAGUCGUUGCGAAUUCGUCGCAAGUUUUGUUUGCGGAACCCUCUGCUAUUUAAUUCCGUUUACUAUUUACCUUUAUAAAAAUAAAUAAUGGCAGAAAAAAUACUGAAGAACAGAGUUUGCAUUAUCGGCUCUGGUAACUGGGGAUCUGCAAUUGCGAAGAUUGUGGGUCGCAAUGCUGCAAGACUGCCGAAUUUCGAGGACAGAGUAACUAUGUGGGUGUAUGAAGAGAUGAUUGAAGGGAAGAAAUUGACAGAGAUCAUCAAUGAGACCCAUGAAAAUGUAAAAUAUUUGCCUGGACAUAAACUUCCUCCUAAUGUGGUUGCCAUUCCAGAUGUGGUCGAUGCAGCAAAGGAUGCCGACCUUCUUAUUUUCGUAGUACCCCACCAGUUUGUCAGAACUAUCUGCUCUACGCUCCUAGGAAAGAUAAAGCCGACCGCGGCUGCACUUUCCUUGAUAAAGGGCUUUGAUAUCGCGGAAGGCGGUGGCAUUGACCUCAUUUCUCACAUUAUUACAAGGUGCCUCAAAAUCCCAUGUGCCGUGUUGAUGGGAGCUAACAUUGCGUCUGAGGUGGCUGAAGAGAAAUUCUGCGAGACCACGAUCGGAUGCCGAGACGUGAUGCUUGCACCUAUGAUGCGUGACAUCAUCCAAACUGAAUACUUCAGAGUAGUCGUGGUUGACGACGAAGAUGCCGUGGAAAUUUGUGGAGCACUGAAGAACAUUGUCGCCGUGGGAGCAGGUUUCGUGGACGGCCUUGGCUUCGGUGACAACACUAAAGCUGCUGUGAUCCGUCUAGGUCUUAUGGAAAUGAUCAAAUUCGUCGAUGUAUUCUACCCUGGCAGCAAGCUUAGCACUUUCUUCGAAUCCUGCGGCGUCGCUGAUCUCAUUACGACUUGUUAUGGUGGUAGGAACAGGAGGGUAGCGGAGGCCUUUGUAAAGACUGGCAGGUCUAUUAAAGAGCUAGAAGACGAGAUGCUGAAUGGCCAGAAACUUCAAGGACCAAUCACCGCGGAAGAAGUCAACCACAUGCUUGCCAACAAAAACAUGGAGAACAAGUUCCCUCUAUUCACCGCCGUGUUCCGCAUCUGCCGAGGCGAGCUGAAGCCCAGCGACUUCAUUAACUGCAUCCGCAGCCAUCCAGAACACAUGAAACAGCCGACGCCCAAAUGUUCUCUGUGACCAAAGUGAGGCGCCUUCAGAAUCAGUCAUCAACAUGAAACUGUCGCAUUUGUCGUCCGGCACGCAGCAUAAUUAUCACAUAACACAUACACCCACACACGUUAAUAUUUUUCCAAUUAGAAAUUUAAACGCUCUACGCCUUUAUAUUUUAACAACGUAAUAGUGAUGCGACGUUAUCAAAUCUAAUAAAUACAAAAAUGAAAGAUGGUACUAACUUAACCAUUUACCCAAAUGAAUAUCAAGUAAUUAGUAUUUGGAAUAACAAAAUACAAAUUCGUUCAGUAAUAUUUGGCCUUGUUCGUUUAUCUUAUCAAUACAUUCGAGCGUGAUGUAACUAAUUGGAAAAAGAUACAUAAUAAAUAUCAUUAUUGCAUGAGUGUCCACCAUAUUUUUGUGAAAUGUUGUGUUACACUUUUAAUUUUGUUAUGUAGCUGUCCGCUUUAUUAUAAUAUUGCAUAACGUAAAGUUAUGAUUUCCGUCUACAUGUAUAGCUCUAUAGCUAUGUUUGUUUAUAGGUGUACCUAAUCUAGAGAACGAAUGCGUGAAUUUUAAUGAAACGCUCGAUGUUAUAUAGCUAUAAAAUAUAAACUUAAAGAACUGCAUGCGGACUGGUAGUGUAAGUAAAUGAUUUAUCAAUUUGUUGAGUGAAUAAAUAAUUCUAUCAGAGAAAGCUUUUAAUAUUAUCAAUAAAUGUCACACUGAAAGUUUAAGUGUGUUUAUUCCAAUCGAGUGAUUUAAUCUAUUGAAAAAUAGAUAAUAUAAAUUGUAAUACUUGUAACGGUUAGUUAUCUUAAAAAGGUGGUAGUUUUGUGUGAACUUUUAUAUAGAUGGGUUAGGGUCUUAUAAUUCUAAGUCGGUUCGUGUCUAACCAGUGAAGAAAGCCAUUAUUCGUCUAGUCUGUAUUUUUUUUAUAUUAUUUUUGCAACUGAUAAACUAGCUUAUGAGUUGUAGUUCUUUCUGUAAUUUUUAUAAGGUAUUCUAAGUGCAACUAAAAUAUGAGAUGUGUACCUAUUGUAUGUACCACCCUGGAUUAUAUAUCCAUGGGAAUCAUAAUAACUGAAGUUCAUAUUAAAAUUAAACCAUAUACACUGUUUCGACAUGUCAUUCAUAAAGUAGGUUGUACAUUUGACUACACAUUAGUGGUAGCACUGAAACAGAUAGCGUCUUUAUUUAGUAAGCAAUAAGGACGAGUAUCCUAUUGAUAGUGUUAUUGCCGUGUGGUCAACUGUAUCCUUGAUUCAUUUGGGAAUGUUUAGAAAAACAGAAGCCUUUAUUAUCGAAUCGAACCAAAUUCACUGCUUCCAGCGUACAUCACAUUUAUUUUUUCCAGGAUACGGAUAGUUAGAAAGGCACAAAAGUCACAUUGCUGUAUAACUUAAAAAAUACCAGAGGUAAGGUUAGAAGGCUUCUGUUUUUUAUGUUUACUGUACAUGUACAUAAAGCGUAAAUGAUUAAAACAUGUUAUAUCUAUGAAUAUAAAGCAUAUUUAA
Molecule: messenger RNA, 2839 nt
Organism: Spodoptera litura
Lineage: Eukaryota; Metazoa; Arthropoda; Insecta; Lepidoptera; Noctuidae
Gene: Gpdh1
Product: Glycerol-3-phosphate dehydrogenase 1
Biological process (GO): glycerol-3-phosphate catabolic process; carbohydrate metabolic process
Cellular component (GO): cytosol
Molecular function (GO): NAD binding; protein homodimerization activity; glycerol-3-phosphate dehydrogenase [NAD(P)+] activity
Source: RefSeq, a predicted model, not a curated record